Molecule: messenger RNA, 2132 nt
Organism: Cynocephalus volans (Philippine flying lemur)
Lineage: Eukaryota; Metazoa; Chordata; Mammalia; Dermoptera; Cynocephalidae
Gene: CAV2
Product: caveolin 2
Exons: 3
Coding region: 1-489 (162 amino acids)
Biological process (GO): regulation of cytosolic calcium ion concentration; insulin receptor signaling pathway; positive regulation of MAPK cascade
Cellular component (GO): Golgi apparatus; focal adhesion; sarcolemma
Molecular function (GO): molecular adaptor activity; protein kinase binding
Source: RefSeq, a predicted model, not a curated record
AUGGGGCUGGAGACCGAGAAGGCGGACGUGCAGCUCUUCAUGGACGACGACUCCUACAGCCGCCACAGCGGCCUCGACGACGCCGACCCCGAGAAGGUCGCGGACUCGGCCCGCGACCGCGAUCCCCACCGGCUCAACUCGCAUCUCAGGCUGGGCUUCGAGGAUGUGAUCGCAGAGCCGGUGACUACGCACUCCUUUGACAAAGUGUGGAUCUGCAGCCAUGCCCUCUUUGAAAUUAGCAAAUACGUGAUGUACAAGUUUCUGACGGUGUUCCUGGCCAUCCCCCUGGCCUUCGCUGCUGGAAUUCUCUUUGCCACUCUCAGUUGUCUGCACAUCUGGAUUUUAAUGCCUUUUGUAAAGACCUGCCUAAUGGUCCUGCCUUCAGUGCAGACAAUAUGGAAGAGUGUGACAGAUGUUGUCAUUGCUCCGUUGUGUACAAGCGUAGGACGAACCUUCUCUUCUAUCAGCCUGCGACUGAGCCACGACUGAACACUUGGACCCAGGUCUGGAGAUUUGGAUACUGUAACACUUCCUUGUUGUAACAUACAAGCACUACUGUUCUACUCAUUUCCCAACUGUCCUAAUUAAGAAGAUUAUUAAGAUGGGCAACCACAUUUAGAAAUGUUUAUUGGCAGAGCUUUUCAAAUAAUGCUUUUCACAUUAAUAGCUAAAGAUUUAAUAUCUAACUUUAUAACUAGAAUUAUACAGUAGGUUGAAAACAUUUCAUUUUAAAGACAAAUAGUUUUUGCUUUAAUACAAACGUAUACAUUUUAUAAUGAUGAAUUUACAUUGAUUGAGGGACACUUCUCCCAAAAAACAAUAGUUUUGUGCACAACUGCUCAUAAAAAUGUGGGAUUUUUUUUUACUCUGGGAGUAAUACUUUUUAAAUUACCUUUACAGUUAUAGUCAUGGGACAUUUAGAGAUAGGCUACACAAAGAUCUUAGAAAUUGCUGUUACAGAAGCACACAGUGAUGACAGUAACUCAAAUAUAAUAAACAAAUGUGAAAAUAGAAUCAUGAAAAUGUAUUCUUUUAAGGUAUUGUUAACCUACAGGCCUAUUUAACAAGAUGUUUCAUUUUACUGUAUAUUUUGUACUUAAUGUAAAUGUUGCACUAAUCAGAUUGCUUUAAAGCAUUUUAAUUAUAUUUGUUAUCUUGUUGAACUAAUAUAUAGAGUAAGUAAAUGUAUCUCUCACAAAGUAACUUUAUUGGUAAGAUGACACUGUCUUGAUUAUGUAAGCAUUUAUAUAUCAUCUUUGAGAGCAGGACAUAAGAGGGUUAUAUACAAAACUUUCCUUUCUAACUUCUCUAAGCAAAAUCCUGAAAUGUUUUGACUGAUGUUUAUCUGGCUUUGAUCUUAAAAUAAUUCAUACCUAAUUGGUAUUUCAUCUAGGAGAUGCUUUCUCUCUUGCAGUUAAACAUUAAACCUGUAUUCUGUGUUCCUAUUAAUGUUUCACUUUACUUUCAAGUAAUAUUGGUGCUAUUUAAUGACAUCUUAUAAUAAAAGCUAUUUCUGACACAAAUACAAUUCCAACCAUAGUGAUUCAUGUAGAGAGACUUACAGGAGAGUCAACUUGUCAGGUUCAUGCAACUGAGCUACACGCAUAAAUUGAAAACUAACAGUUACAAAUGUUUAAGAUAUUCUCUAAUAUAGAUUUUCUAAAACAGUAUAUAGUUAUUCUUAUCAUUUUUGAGCUGCAGAGUUCUAUUUCAGGGUUUUGAGGCUCUACUGCUUUAAAAAUCUCAUUAUUCCAAAAUGAUAGACGUAUACAAAACAUGGCUAUGAUUUCAGUAGUUGCUAUAAUGUACACAUCUCAAAAGUGUUUAAAAUGCUCAAAUUACAGGAUUACCAUCAGAACCUGAGUUAACAUUCCUUUGAAUAUCCUCAUAUGUGGCAACUCUUCAUUCAGUGAAGAUUAAUAAGAUAUUUCAAAAUUGCCAAGACUGGUAAAUAUAAAGGAUGAUUGAACUGAAAUAUUAUUGGGAACCAAAUUAAGUGUGUGACUGAAUUAUGAAGCUCAUACCCUUUUGAAGGUAAUUAACAGAGACAUUUUUAAACUCCCUUGGGCCAUUUGUAGCAUCCUUAGAGAGACUCUCAUGAUUAUUACCUUAAAGCAUUACCACUCAUUUGA